This is a messenger RNA of Clarias gariepinus (North African catfish), 2958 nucleotides long. It is a transcript of the gene tgfbi, whose product is annotated as transforming growth factor, beta-induced. Lineage: Eukaryota; Metazoa; Chordata; Actinopteri; Siluriformes; Clariidae. Gene Ontology annotation, molecular function: cell adhesion molecule binding. The record is from RefSeq and is a predicted model, not a curated record. Bases 40 to 2073 code for a protein of 677 amino acids. Gene Ontology annotation, cellular component: extracellular matrix. The transcript has 17 exons. Gene Ontology annotation, biological process: cell adhesion; extracellular matrix organization.
GCGUGCUUUCGGACGCAGUGUGGCGGAAAUUGCGGGAACAUGAAGCGGCUGACUCUGUGUGCGCUUACUGUCACUUUCAUCGCCGCGGUGUUCGCCGCAAAAUCUCCUUAUCAGUCUGUUCUUCAACACAGCAGGAUAAGAGGAAGACAGCAUGGCCCCAACGUUUGCGCUAUGCAGAAGAUUCAAGGAACCGAUAAGAAGUACUUUACCAACUGCAAGCAGUGGUACCGACGCAAAAUAUGCGGCAAACCAACUGUGGUUACCUAUGAAUGUUGCCCUGGUUAUGAAAAGGUGCUAGGAGAGAAAGGCUGUCCUGCAGCUCUUCCUUUGGUGAAUAUAUACAACACCCUGGGGGUGGUUGGAGCCACGACUACUAAGAUGUACUCUGACAGAGCCAAACUGAGGGAGGAAAUUGAGGGACCUGGCAGUUUUACAUUCUUUGCCCCAAGUAACGAUGCCUGGGCUGCUCUUCCUGUUGAAAUUCUGGAUGCCUUGGUGAGCAACGUGAACAUUGAGCUCCUUAAUGCAUUGCAUUACCACAUGAUUAAUAAACGCUUGACUUCAGAUGAUCUCAAGCAUGGGUCCUCCUUCUCCUCAAUGUACCAGGAUUUUGAUGUUCAUAUCCAGCAUUAUUCCAAUGGUAUUGUGACUGUUAACUGCGCAAGGCUGGUGAAGACUGACCAGCAUGCCACUAAUGGAAUAGUACACGUUGUCGACAGAGUUAUCACAGCUAUCACCAACAAUAUCCAGUCUUUUCUUGACACUGAUGAUGAACUCACAACACUCCAGAAAGCUGUUGAUGAUGCUGGUCUUAACUCAUUGAUGGAGAAUGAGGGAUCCUAUACACUAUUUGCACCAACAAAUGAAGCAUUUGAGAAGAUCCCUAAAGAAAUGCUCAACAGAAUCAUAAAUGAUCCAGUCUCACUUAAAGAAUUGCUGAAUUACCACAUCCUGAAGAGUAUGCACUGUGCCGAGUCCAUUGUGGCAGGGACUCCACUGGAGACGCUACAGGGCACAGUGUUGGAGGUGGGCUGCGAUGGUGAAGAGAUGACCCUUAAUGGCAAAAACAUUGUCACAUCUACAGACAAGCUGGGCACCAACGGAGUUGUCCAUUAUAUCAAUGAGCUUCUCAUCCCUGACUCAGUUAAAACCUUAAAGGAACUUGCUGAAAGUGUUCCCCAAGUUUCCACGGCUACUAAGCUUUUCACAGACGCUGGUCUAAAUCCUCAGCUUUCAGGCUCAGAAGCAUUUACUUUGAUGGCACCUCAAAAUGAUGCUUUUAAAGGUACUUUUUCAAUGACACCUGAGACGAGAAAACUGAUGAGGAAGCAUGUUCUGAAGGGGAAACUCUCCUCCAAGAGUCUGUACCAUGGACAGGAGCUGGAAACACUUGAUGGAACUAAGCUUAGAGUAUUUGUGUAUAGAAAUAACCUCUGCAUCGAGAAUGCCUGUAUUGCUGCUCAUGACAAAAAUGGCCGCCACGGCACUAUGUUUAUCGUGGAUAAGGUUCUGGCUCCGCCCAUGGGCACCGUCAUGGAUGUUCUCAAGGCAGACAAUCGUUUCAGCACCCUAGUUGGAAACAUACAGCGGGCAGGCAUAACUGAGCUGCUGAACAAAAAAGGCACCUACACCAUCUUUGCCCCCACCGCUGAAGCUUUCCGUGUCAUGCCCCCAGCUGAUAGCAACAAAAUUACAAGAGAUCCAAGAGAACUUGCCAAUCUUCUGAAGUACCACAUAGGCGAGGAGUUUCUUGUGAGUGGUGGAGUGACCUCUCAUACCAGAAUGAAGCCUAUGUCAGGAGAGACACUUGAACUAGGCUUGAGGAACUCCACUAUGUAUGUCAACAGGGUGGCAGUUGUUGAUGCUGACAUUAUGGCUACUAAUGGAGUUGUACAUGCCAUUAAUUCAAUCAUAAAGCCUCUCCCUCCCAAGGCUGUAAGUGACCAAGCAGGGGACACUUCAUUGAGGCGUACCUCUGCAGCGAGGGUUGGUUCACAAAUUCUUAACAAUGAGGAACUUUUCAGGAGGAUUGUGAACAGCCACUCCAGCAGAACGAUGCCCAAAGUCCAGUAACCUCAUUGGUUUUAAGUUAAUCCCAACCUCCACUGCUCUUGGAAAACUCACAUGCACAAUUAGUAAUCUUUCUGUAAGCAUUGAGGAGGUAACCAACUUCAACACCCCAGGAAAAACGAAUGGGUUAAAAAUCUAAGCAUUUGAGAAUUCUGUGUGAAAACCAAAGACCAUGUUGAUGGUGAUUAAUUACAUAUUUGUUUAAUUGACUUGUAUCUCAAUUUAUGUCAAAUUUAGUGAUCUAGUGCCAAUUUUAAAUGAGAAAUGCGGUUUUAUUUGUUUUCUACUCUUUUUUGUGUUUUUUUUUAAUAUACAUGUAGCAUGUUUGCAUGGUUUAUGUUGGAACAAAAAAUGCUAUUCAGGCACAAGCAGUGCAGGUCAGGUUUACUUUCUUUAUGGUGCAAAAGCUGUUCCUAUGCAAAAAAAAUACAAUUCAUUUAGAAUUUACUGUACACGUGUUUGAUAAAAAUGCCAUUUCUAUACACCUACUCAGCAGCCUCCACAGCCAGAAAUCUUAGCGACAAAGCGCCUCCACAAGUCCAAACUAAAAAAAAAAAAAAAACAUAAAACAUUUUUUUCAUUAAUAUCAUGCCAUAAAAAGCAAUACUGUAUUGAGUUGAUGAGUUGCAUAUUGUUAAAUUUAGAUUUUUGUUUUUUCAAGAGCCUGGGAAAAAACUCUUCUUCAGCCGUGUGACUCACUGUGGUGGGCAUUUUGUCUGUUUAAUCUUGGUAGUGCUGCUUAAUUUGUGGAUGAACAAACGCUUUCUGGUGAUAACAUCUGCCAAAUUUAAUAGGAAUAGAUACUACACGCUGUACUGUACAAUUGUUGUGUGGAACCAAAGGACAGUUUUUACAAAUUUCACAAUAAAAUUACCAUUUUUAACCAGU